Magnolia sinica is the source of this 2244-nucleotide messenger RNA. RefSeq lists its product as uncharacterized. The transcript is spliced from 13 exons. Gene Ontology annotation, molecular function: carbohydrate binding; catalytic activity. Gene Ontology annotation, biological process: carbohydrate metabolic process. The record is from RefSeq and is a predicted model, not a curated record. Lineage: Eukaryota; Viridiplantae; Streptophyta; Magnoliopsida; Magnoliales; Magnoliaceae. The coding region runs from base 192 to 2135 and encodes 647 amino acids.
AGUCUUUUAGGAUGGGCCUAAUGCUUGGCCCUUUAUACCAUUGAAAAGCCCAUUCCAACCAAAUUAGUAUUUGGUUUCCAACAGGCCUUGACUUGGGUCAGGCCCAUGAAACUCGGCUCUGCUUCAACCUUUCUUGAACCAUUCUUUCAUUCUUUCUUUUCUUCUUCUUUUUUUUUUUUUAAUCCUCUUUUAUGAACAAUUUCAUUUGGACGGUGGUGAUUGAAACAAUGGAUACGCAGGUGGUGAUCAAUAAUGGCAUACUCCAAGUAACAUUGUCAAAGCCGGACGGGAUUGUCACUGGCAUACGAUACAACGGCAUUGAUAAUUUGCUAGAAGUUCGUAAUGAAGAAUUUAAUAGGGGUUAUUGGGAUGUCUACUGGAAUGAGCCUGGAGGUCCAGGGAUCUUUGAUGUGAUAAGAGGGACUAGUUUUGAGGUGAUACUAGAAGAUGAAAACCAGGUGGAAGUCUCCUUUACAAGGACAUGGGAUCCAUCUCUCAAAGGGACCCUUAUUCCCCUUAACAUUGACAAAAGGUUUAUAGUGCUUCGCGGGUCCUCCGGAUUCUACUCAUACGCCAUUUAUGAGCACUUACAAGGGUGGCCUGAUUUCAGUCUCGCUGAAACUCGGAUAGCUUUCAAGCUUCGAAAGGACAAGUUUCACUACAUGGCCAUAUCAGAUGAUAGACAGAGAAUCAUGCCAAUGCCAGAUGAUCGUGAUCCCCCACGUGGCCAGCCGUUAGCAUUCAAAGAAGCCGUUCGUUUGAUAAAUCCAAUCAAUCCAGACCUUCAAGGAGAGGUGGAUGACAAGUAUCAGUACUCGUGUGAGAACAAGGACAUCAAGGUCCACGGUUGGAUAUGCUCCGAUCCUCCUGUGGGAUUCUGGAACAUCACCCCAAGUGAUGAGUUCAGAACUGGUGGGCCUCUAAAGCAGAACCUGACCUCCCAUGUGGGCCCCACCACCCUAUCCGUGUUUCUGAGCGGGCACUAUGCAGGGGAAGAUCUGACACCGAAAUUCACCAACGGAGAGCCAUGGAAGAAAGUGUUCGGCCCGCUUUUUAUAUACGUUAACUCGGGGUUCGACGGAACCGAUCCACUUGCACUCUGGGAGGAUGCAAAAUUACAGAUGCUGAUAGAAGUUGAAAGCUGGCCUUACACUUUCCCAAUUUCAGAUGAUUUCCCAAACUCCGACCAACGGGGCUCCAUCAGUGGUAGAUUACUGGUCAUGGAUCGGUUCCUUAGCGAAGAUAAUAUAUCUGCGGACUGUGCUUAUGUGGGCCUUGCUUUGCCUGGAGACGUAGGAUCAUGGCAAAGAGAAUGCAAGGGCUACCAGUUUUGGAGUAGAGCUGACUCAGGUGGGUUUUUCUCCAUCAACGACAUCCGGACCGGAGACUAUAAUCUCUAUGCAUGGGUGCCAGGUUUUAUAGGAGAUUACAGAAACGAUGGGAUCAUUACCAUCACCGAAGGAUGUGAUAUUGACCUGGGUGAUCUGAUAUAUGAACCACCUAGAGAUGGUCCCACAUUGUGGGAGAUCGGCGUCCCUGAUCGUUCUGCUGCUGAGUUCUUCGUUCCCGAUCCUAAUCCUAUGUAUGUUAACAAACUCUACAUUAAUCAUCCUGACAAGUUUAGGCAGUAUGGCUUGUGGGAGAGGUAUGCUGAUUUAUAUCCCAACGAAGAUCUUGUUUACACCGUCGAUGUUAGUGAUUAUCAAAAAGAUUGGUUCUAUGCACAGGUCACUAGGAAGAAAGAUGAUAAAUCAUACCAACCAACCACAUGGCAGAUAAAAUUCACACUUGAUGCUGUCAUCCAAAGUGGGACCUAUAAAAUGCGAUUGGCGAUUGCAUCAGCUACAGUAUCUGAAUUGCAAGUUCGAUUCAAUGACCCAAAAGCCAAUCGCCCUCACUUUACAACUGGACUAAUUGGCAGGGACAACUCGAUUGCCAGACAUGGGAUUCAUGGGCUCUACUGGCUGUUCAACAUCAACGUACCAAGCACCUUGCUUGUGGGAGGAGACAAUACAAUCUUUCUUACUCAGGCGAGAAGCGUGAGCCCCUUCCAAGGGAUCAUGUAUGAUUACAUCCGAUUGGAAGGGCCCGCCGAAACUGACUCGAAUAAGAAAAAAUCUUGUAUUUUGUACUAAGUAUUUAAUAUCGCUCUGCUGGUAAGCAGAAUCUUACUACUAUCAAAGGACAUGUUCAGAGUUAAAUAUAGUGAUUGAUUCAUAUCUAGGGUUCUAUAAUUAUCAGUCA